This is a messenger RNA of Conger conger (European conger), 1251 nucleotides long. RefSeq names its product LSM7 homolog, U6 small nuclear RNA and mRNA degradation associated (gene lsm7). Bases 275 to 586 code for a protein of 103 amino acids. Gene Ontology annotation, molecular function: RNA binding. Gene Ontology annotation, cellular component: catalytic step 2 spliceosome; spliceosomal tri-snRNP complex; U12-type spliceosomal complex. Gene Ontology annotation, biological process: mRNA splicing, via spliceosome; nuclear-transcribed mRNA catabolic process. The transcript is spliced from 4 exons. The record is from RefSeq and is a predicted model, not a curated record. NCBI's taxonomy places the organism in Eukaryota, Metazoa, Chordata, Actinopteri, Anguilliformes, Congridae.
GGCCAAACUAGCGCGCAGAGGCAGUUUCGUUUGUUUGUUAACAUGCCUAUCAUUAACGUCAUCCUGGACGGACUAAUCCAAUAAUCGUAUUUUGCUUAAUGUUUCAAAAGAAGUUGAGUUGUCAAAAUAUGGCAAACUGUAUAACACUGGUCGUGUUUAAAUUAUUUUGGAUGCAACUCUCUGAAAUAAUAGGCGCAGAGAGCUUCAAAGGUCAAAGGUCUCAUGUCGAAAGGAGGAGGGGCUUACUACAUAGUUAGCAGGUCAAAUUUGAAAGAUGGCGGACAAGGAGAAAAAGAAGAAGGAGAGUAUAUUCGACCUAUCAAAAUACAUCGAUAAGACCAUCCGAGUGAAGUUUCAGGGAGGACGAGAAGCAAGCGGAGUCCUCAAAGGCUUUGACCCUCUGUUGAACUUGGUGUUGGAUGGCACUAUAGAGUAUAUGCGAGACCCAGACGAUCAGUACAAGCUGACGGAGGACACGCGACAGCUGGGCCUGGUCGUAUGUCGAGGGACGUCAGUGGUGCUCAUCUGCCCGCAGGACGGCAUGGAGGCCAUCCCGAACCCCUUUAUCCAGCAGCAGGAGGGUUAGCGGAUUCACCCCUGCACCCCAAAACGCUCUCAAAGAACUGCUCUUCCCUUUCGUUGUCAGUCACCCUCCUUUUGGCAGGAGUCGCGUGAAUGCGUUUAGUUUCCUUUAAGUUAUUAACUUGCAAGUCUGCUACAUAUUUGGUUCGGGGAAAUGUAAGAAAGCUGAAAAGGUGCUAAAAUAAUACAGAUGGGUUCUUGGAGAAAUGCAUAAAGAUAGAAACAAAGUGAGACAAUGUAUGAUUUGCUCAAGAAAGGUUUUCAUGUAAUGUUAAGUUCACUUUCCAGUAUCGCACAGACUAAGAAAUAGAGCACGAUGACUCUUGUUUAUACCUGUUUGUCCUGUAAUUACAUUUUUUAAAAUUUUUACUUUGGCCCCACCCACCUCCAAAUCAAGUUGCUCUCCCAUUUUAUUUUAAGAGUAUUCUUGGCAUAUUUUGUCAUGUAUCCUGUGGGGAGAGGAACAUUGUAUACUGGAAAUGGUAUAAUAUUAAACCACUUUGUAUUUCUGUGGAGCAGAAAAAAAAACUUUUGGGAAGUGAUUGAUUUUGUGUGGCUUGUACCUGGUCUGAAUGAAUAAUUUAGUCUUCAAAGUGUUAAUUUGUUACAAAAAUCAUAUUGUGGUUUACAUUGUUUUGACAAAAUAAAUUAUUUCCUUUACCUUUGUAA